CUCGGAGCGCAGCUGCGCCGUGCUCAACGUUAACCACUGGCAGUUCUCCAUCACGCGAAUUCGGAACUGGAGCUUUGAGCGCUCGCUCAUGACACCUACCACCGAAAAACUGCGAUUUGUCUCUAAGUUCAGCUUGCGAACCUCGUGAGCCUGGAACGUUCGCGGAUCCAAACUUUGCAACUACGAUUCUUGAUUGUUGGGACCUUUGUCAAGUUUUACUUCAACGCAUCUCUCGAUAUCAUGGAUACAUGAGAGCGGAGUUAGCCAUUAACUAGAACAGGGCGUCGGGCGGCCACUGACCAGAUCCGUGCUAGGAGGAGGAGAUCCUUGCGCUGUCAUGAGGAAGCAUCCGCAUUCAUUCGAGGCGCUCGGGUGUCGCAUUUACGUGCACCCAAAUCUCAUGCCGCCAAUAUCAUGAGUGUUCAUUCGGUGCCAGAGGUCCCGACCGUCCACCGCGCUGCUCGGUCGAAUUCCUCCAAUGUCCUAAUCCGACCUGUUCUCCCUACUUAUGUCUAGGCGAUAAUCUGGAGCAUGAAUCACUCUGGAGCCCAUCAUGCACCGGAGGCUCUCUGUCUUGCUCUUCCCCCUCCUGUUCCUCGUCCCCCGCGCUCUGUCGAAGCAGCCAUUCAACAAGGUCAUCCAUCACAUCGAUAAAGCGCAGGACCAGGCCUUCCACGAUGCACUGCUGAAGCAACUAGCCAGCUCGCGAAAGAACACAACUGUCACUCCGUCGACGACGCCUGAGCUGGCCGCGUCGAAUGUGGACCUGAGCAUGGGCAUCGUUGCGGCUGCAGCGACGAACGGCACCUUUGCGGACGGCUCGACGUCGACGUUCCAGAUCUACACGCAGAACAGUCUCCCGACGUCGCCGGCUCCUUCCAGCGCCUGUGCAGCUGCUCUGACCGCUUCCGUGCAGUGCAACUCGACGGUGCCAUUGAUGAGUAACUAUCCGUACUUGCUCAUCAACGACUUGGCGAGUGUUUGCACUUCGCAGUGCACCGCCUCGCUCGCAACGUACCGCGCGAAUGUCGUCUCGGCCUGCGGGAAUCUGGCCAUCUCGGGCUCGAACAACGUGACCUACCAUCCGACUUUGGCAGUAGACACCAUCGCCGGGCCGUAUACGGUGCAGUGUCUGCAGGAUCCGACCACGCAUCAGUUCUGCGAGCCCCUCGUCGCGGGAUUCAACACCACCGGCGGGCUCCUGUCCCUCCCGUCCAACCAGCUGUGCACGUUCUGCACGCUAAAGACUCUGAAUGCGACGCUUUCGAACCCCAUCACGUACUCUGUGCCGGUCGCCCAGCUGCUGUCGUCCGCUGUUGCCCAAUGCGGAAGCUCGUUCAACUCAUACAACGUCUCAGCGCCUGGCACAGGCAGCAUCACGACGCCGCCAUUUGGUGUCACCGCGUCGACCAACGUCGCCGCGGACUGCGCCGUCUCUGGCAAGAACGUCUCGGUCUCAACAGCCACGACGUGCUCCGCACUGGCCAAGUCGAACAGCGUGACCAUUUACUCCAUCUUGUCGGCCAAUCCGUUCCUCUCGGGAUCCACCGACUGCGCUGUGCCUUCUGGCAGCCAAGUGUGCGUCGUCAAGCCCUGCACGACGUACACGGUCGUGGCGAACGACACGUGCGACAGCAUUGUCGCCAAGUCGGCCCAGCUCACGGGUACGGGGAUCACCACUACCCAGCUGCAGUCUUUCAAUGCGGAUCUUGGCACGUAUUGCCAGCUCAUCUCGGCGAAAGUCGGCCAAACCAUCUGUCUGACACCGAAUGGCGGCUUCCCGAAUGUGGGAGUGUCCACUGCCAAUCCCAACAAUCCAUCGGCGACCCCGACUGCGGCCGCGUCGAUUCCCACGCCGACGGCGCCAGGGACGACGAACCAAUGCGGCAAAUACUACCAGGUCGGGCAGGGGGAUAUCUGCAACACAGUUGUCCUCGCAAACAGCAUCUCGUUGCCAGACUUUGUGACAAUGAAUCCAGAAAUCGACGCCAACUGCACUAAUCUGUGGCUCAGCUACUACUACUGUGUGGCCCCCUUUCCUCCGUUUUCGACAGCCUCGGCUUUGCCUCCUGUGACCACCAAUUUCUCGAGCGCCAGCACUUUUGCGUACCCGAUUCCAACGGCGUCAUACACGCCGACGUUCGAAACUUUCGUGCUCACAGCUGCUGGUGUUCCGGCUCCGACCAAUGUGGCGAAUGGUACGAGGACUGUGGGCUGCGGGUUCUACUAUGACGUUCAGGCGGGUGACACCAUCACGACUAUCAGCAACACCACGGGCCUGAAUUCGACCGAGCUCCAAGCGUGGAACCCCGAGCUUGCGAAAAGUAGCCCCCAAUCGGGCACUGCGCUCUGUGUCGUCUAUCCCAAGGGGAACUACACGCUCGCUAUUGCCCCGACUCCAUCGAAUGUGGCCGCGAAUGUGACGACAAGCACGUGCGCGCAGUACUACACCAUCCAGAACGGCGACUCGUGCACCAGUGUUGAGUCCAAAUUCUUCAUCGACGACCCGACCUUCAAGUCGUUGAAUCCUGGGAUCAAUUCCCAGUGCACCAACAUCGUGCUGGGGCUCGCUUACUGCGUGUUUUCGAUUUACGCGCCGCAGGCUGCUACCGGGCCAACAGGCCCUCCUUCGAACGUCGCUCCUGGAACGAUCACGCAAGGAUGCACCAACUACUACACCGUCGCCUCUGGUAACAGCUGUGCCACGAUCGAAAGCCAGUUCAAUCUGACACUCGCUGCGUUCAUCACCUUGAACCCCGAGAUCAACCAGCAAUGCACGAAUCUGGCGCUCGGCGAGGCCUAUUGUGUCGCGUCAAGCAACAGCACCGUCCCACCCAAUGUCGCUCCGGGGACGAUCACCCAAGGAUGCACUCAAUACUACACCAUUGCUUCUGGAGACGGAUGUGCCAGCGUGGAAUCCACGUUCCAUCUCACUUUUGCGCAGUUCCAGGCGAUGAAUCCUGAGCUCAACGCCCAGUGCACGAAUCUCGCGCUGGGAGAGGCGUAUUGUGUCGCCUCGAGCAACAGCACGAGCAGCGGGCCGCCUUCCAAUGUCGCUCCAGGCACAAUCACGGCUGGGUGCACGCAAUUCUACACGAUUGCAUCAGGAGACGGAUGUGCCAGCGUCGAAUCCAAGUUCAAUCUCACGUUCGCCAAGUUCCAGGCGAUGAACCCCGAGCUCAAUGCCCAGUGCACCAAUCUCGCCCUGGGGGAAGCGUAUUGCGUCGCGUCGAGCAACGGCACGAGCACCGGCCCGCCGUCGAACCUGGCCACUGGCUCGCUCGGCAACUGCACGUCCUACCACACAGUCGUCUCAGGCGACACCUGCACCGCGAUGGACUCGACCGCCAAAAUCGCCUUGGCGGACUUUUUGCGGUGGAACCCAGAGAUCAACACUGGGUGCACCAACAUCCAGCUGAACCAGGCGUACUGUGUGGGCGGUGGGGGGUCCGCGUGUGCGAAAGUGUACACCGUCAAGUCUGGGGAUUCGUGCUCUGCGAUCGUGGCUUCGCAAGGCGUGACGCAGGCGAGAUUGAAUGCGCUCAAUCCCCAGAUCAAUUCCGGUUGUUCGAACUUGGGUGUCGGGGAGAAUUUUAACAACGACGAGUCCUUCGAUCGGUAUAUCCGCACUGGAAACGACCUUCUCAUACUCUCACACAGCGAGGAUAGGCGCAGAAGCGAGCAACCGGUGGCCAUGCAUCCCGCUAUGCGACGCAAGAUUCCGCCCGUCCUGCCCACCUCCAAGGCCGUGACAUACGGAUUGCAUCCAGCACGCAGGCUGCUCGAGUCUUCGCGUCCCACGCACCGCCAGUUCACAACCUUCCUCGCCUCGGGCACCCUGCGCCAGCGCUACGCGCGCCCAUCCCCGGUCCCCUUCCGCAACGUGCAUGUGCGCGCCAUCUCCUACUCGUCCAUCCCGCGAUUCGUGGCCCGUGCAUUUCGCGUGCCGAUAGCAGGUGUCACUGUCGGGGCUGGCGGUCUGGGGUAUGCGAACUACAAGUUUGAAGAAUUCAGGAAGACGUCUGCGGCGUGGGUCAUCCAGGCCCAGGACGCGGCGACAGAUAUCCUCGAUUCCGCUUCAGACGGACUCAAGACCGUCGGAGGAUUCGUGUCGAAGAUUGAAACCCCCGAUUUUGUGAAGGACUUGUUCGCGGCGCGGAAAGAGAGACGGAAGCAGCGGAAGGAGGAGAAAGAGAAUGAGGACUCCAAAGGUUCAAAAGAGCGGCCACCCACAGACGAAGCAGCCGUUGCCGCUCUUGUUGCUGCAACCAUGUCCUCUCCUGAAGAGCCGCGCAAUAACUCUACCGAUUCCACUUUCGAUGGUCGUCAAAACGGACUCAUGGGCCUCACCAAGAAACUGAUCGAAAUACGAACGAUGUUGCUGAGCAUCGAUCAAAGCGACUCGCUCAAGCUACCUAGCAUCGUCGUCAUUGGAAGUCAGAGCUCGGGCAAGAGCUCGGUUUUGGAGUCGAUCGUGGGCCAAGAAUUCCUCCCCAAAGGGAACAACAUGGUCACUCGCCGACCAAUAGAGCUGACACUCGUUCAUGUCAGCUCCCAAGACGGCUCUACUCCGAAGGAGUACGGGGAGUUCCCUGGGUUGGGAUUGGGGAAAAUAUCAGACUUCACUGUCAUCCAGAAGACUCUGACUGAUCUCAACCUCGCCGUCCCUGCUUCCGAGGCCGUCUCUGAAGAGCCUAUCGACCUCAGGAUAUACUCCCCGAACGUGCCAGACCUCACACUCAUCGACCUUCCUGGUUACGUCCAGCUGGCGUCGCUCGACCAGCCCGAGACGCUGCGGGAGAAGAUCUCUGCUCUUUGCGAGAAGUACAUCAAGGAGCCUAAUAUCAUCCUUGCCGUCUGCGCUGCCGAUGUCGAUCUGGCCAACUCGCCCGCGCUUCGCGCCAGCCGCAAGGUCGACCCACUCGGACUACGCACGUUGGGUGUCAUCACGAAGAUGGAUCUGGUGCCGCCCGAGCAGGGCGCGAGUAUUCUGGCGGGCAACCGCUAUCCUCUUCAUCUGGGCUAUGUUGGAGUUGUGCUCAAGGCUGGCAAGAAGAAGGCAAACACGACAGCGGUCGCGGUCCAGAACGAGUAUUUCCGCGCCAACAGCGACGUGUUCGGCAGCUCGAAUUCCCUCAUGGUUGGCACCGACACUCUGCGGCGGCGGCUGAUGGAGGUCCUCGAGUCGUCGAUGGCUUCGUCCUUGCACGGGAUCACCAAUGCGGUGCAGCUCGAGCUGGAAGAGGCGACAUACCAGUUCAAAGUGCAGUACAACGACCAGCGGAUCACGGCCGAGUCGUACGUCGCGGAAACGAUGGAUGCUCUGAAGCUGCGUUUCAAAGAGUACACCCAGCAGUUCCGCCGCCCCAUGAUUCGCGAAAAGCUCAAGAGCAUGCUGGACGACAAGGUGAUGGACGUUCUGGAGCAGUUGUACUGGCAGGAUAAACGCGCUGGAGAGCUGGGCACGCUGGGCUCUGAUCCUCGCCUCGCGCCCGAGGCGAUUGAGCCGUACUGGCGGCACAAGCUCGAAGCUGCAUCGUCUUUGCUGACCAAAUCCGGCAUCGGCCGGGACUCGACGCUGCUCGUCGCCGAUGGCUUACGGGCUCUGAUCGACUCGAUCGCCAGCGGGGAGCCAUUCACGCAUCACCCCCGUGCCGCCGACCGGCUGAUCCAGUUCUCCCACGCCAUUCUGCGCGAUCGCAUCGGCGUCGCGUCGGACCAGGUCGAAAACUGCAUCAAACCGUACAAAUACGAAGUGGAGGUCGAGCCCCGGGAAUGGGACAUUGGCCGGGAGCACGCUAUCGACCUGUUUGAGAAGGAGGUGAAUAUGUGUGAAUCCAAGCUGCGCGAGAUACGGAAGCGGGUGGGCGGCAGCAGACGCCUGGGAAGCGUGGUCAGCUACGUCAAGGGAUUGGAGGAGAGGGAGAGAGACCGCCGCAAUAAACGCGCGGACGGUCAGGAGCCGGAUGAAGAGCCUGAAUCGUAUCGCUAUCCCCCGGCACAGAUUGUGGACGGUAUGUUCAGUCUUACUCUCUGCGCCGCUUGACAUUCAUCUUGUUGUGCAACAGCUCGCCAUGCCAUCCUCUACACAGACCGUGUCUCCAUCCUUCGCUUGCGGCUUGCUGCCCUGCGCUCAAAGCGAUGCAAGGCGGGGCCCCAAAGCGAUGUCUUCUGCCCGGAAGCGUUCCUGAAUGUGGUCGCCGACAAACUGGCGUACACGAGUGCCAUGUUCAUCGGCAUCGAGCUGCUCGAUCAAUUCUUCUACCAGUUCCCACGUGAAAUCGACACCCGCUUGCUCUACGAUCUGGACCGGAAGGAGAUCGUCGACUUCGCUCGCGAGAACCCCACCGUCCGGAAGCAUCUUGAUCUGCAAGAGCGCAAGGACAAGCUUGAGGAGGUCAUGAAGCAGCUGAACGGUUUGUCGACCUUGCGCACGGAUGCUCAACCCGCUCCCCGUCGGCAGCGAGGAUUAUUUGGAGGCAUGUUUUAACCGGAUUGACCACUUAUCACGAUCUAUUCCCUCUCUGUAUGUACAUACGUCCUGUAAACUCGUAUAAUCCAAUAGAUCCCCCA
Molecule: messenger RNA, 6573 nt
Organism: Mycena citricolor
Lineage: Eukaryota; Fungi; Basidiomycota; Agaricomycetes; Agaricales; Mycenaceae
Source: the annotation of a GenBank genome assembly